Rhododendron vialii is the source of this 1504-nucleotide messenger RNA. Its product is annotated as leucine-rich repeat receptor protein kinase HPCA1-like. The transcript has 7 exons. Gene Ontology annotation, molecular function: protein kinase activity; ATP binding. Lineage: Eukaryota; Viridiplantae; Streptophyta; Magnoliopsida; Ericales; Ericaceae. The coding region runs from base 300 to 1463 and encodes 387 amino acids. Gene Ontology annotation, biological process: protein phosphorylation. The record is from RefSeq and is a predicted model, not a curated record.
CAAUAGCUGUUCCCUAAGUGGAUACUUGAGAGAUAUUAGCCAGUUCACAUUUCUCAGCUCCUGUGGGCUCACCAACCCAUUUCAAGUUGCAGCAAAUAUCAAGCCAGUUCACAUCUCUCAGCUCCUGUGGGCUCAGCAAACCAUUUCAAGUUGCAGCAACUGUAGCAAAAACCAACAGUACAGAAGACACUUUUUUUGUUUUUCCCCCUCUGAAACACUAAAACCUUAAGUUCUGCUAGUCAUCUGGUUCUUCUCUAUCACAAGUUCAAUGUUCAGGUUUUCUGAGGAGGCUUUACUGGAUGUCAAGCUCACUUGCAGCCAUAGUAGGAGGCGUUGGAGGGGCGAUAGCUCUGGCAAUCGUAAUGGGCUUCGGGUGUUACUGCUUCUUGAAGCAUAGCAAUUCGUCAAACAGGAAUUCGGAGUCUGGUUCUUCAGAUCCAUCUGCAGUAGUGGAGCUGAAAAGAGGAGGGGGAACCAGUUCAUCGACUGUGCCACCCAUAGCUGGACCUCACGGAACAGCUGUGCAAUUCACAGUGGAAGAGUUGGAGCAAGCUACAAAGAAUUUCCAAGAGAGUAAUCUCAUUGGAUACGGAAGUUUCGGCCUGGUUUACAAAGGAUUGCUUCGUGAUGGCAAUUUUGUGGUUAUCAAAAGGCGAACCGGUGCCCCUAGUCAAGAAUUUAUUGAAGAGGUAACAUACUUGUCGCGGAUUUGGCACCGCAACUUAGUUACGCUCUUAGGUUUCUGUCAGGAGCGAGGAUAUCAAAUGUUAGUUUUCGAACAUUUACCCAAUGGCAGCAUGUGCAAUCAUUUGUAUGAUACCGGAUUAGAGUCAACAACAAAACUGGAAUUCAAGCAACGGAUAUCAAUAGGUCUUGGGGCAGCUAAAGGUUUAUGCCAUUUACAUAGCCAGAGGCCUCCCAUAGUCCACGGUAACUUCAAAACAGCAAAUGUUUUGGUCGAUGAGAAUUUCAUAGCUAAAGUGGCAGAUGCAGGGGUUUUCAAACUACUUCAAAGGAUAGAAGAUGCAGGUCCAUCUAGCACGUCACAUGUCAAUGUUUUCCGGGAUCCAGAGAUAGGACAACCAGGGAUGUUCACUGAAACAAACGAUGUCUACGGCUUUGGAGUACUCCUUUUGGAGCUUGUAACUGGUCAAGAGGCUUCACAUAUCGACUCCUUUGGAUCUAAUGAAAGUAUACUGCGAUGGGUUGAAACACAUCUAAGUUCAAAUGAUUUUGUGGACCGCCGGCUAGUCGGAAGCUUCACAGCGGAGGGGAUGAAAGAUUUUAUCAGGCUGGCACUGCAAUGCAUGGGUUUUCCAGGAAAAAGGAGGCCGAAGAUGGAAAUGGUUGUUUCAGAGCUCGACAGGAUACUUGAGAAAGAGAUCACACUCACCACAGUAAUGGGUGAGGGUUCCACCAACGUUACUCCUGGAAGCGAGCUAUUUACUUCCGAAAUAGGAUGAACAAAGAAGAAGAAGAAGAAGAAGAAGAAGAAGAAGAAGAA